GAAUUACUUAAUUAUGCUCUUACAAAGUGUUUUUAAGAAAAUAUCUUGAAUGUUGUAAAGGUUAAACCAAAAGCAUAAAAGAACUUGCUCACUUCAGGUUCUCAAAUGAUUGACCUUCCAUAAAGACAUAACUCUAAUUAUAUGUCUAAAAAGUCUCAUCCAUCAUGUGAUAUCCAUUUAGAAACAGAACUUGAAUAUUCUCCAACUAAAAUUCGAUAGAAAUCAAUAAAUGAUAUCUAAUUACCUCUUAUACAAUUAGAUGCUUAUCAUAGGAAUUUCUUUGAUAAUUCAAACAUUAACGAAUAUGAUUGUCCAACAAAUAAGAGAUAUGAUAGAUUUAGAUCAUUUUCUACUAAGGCAAAUAAGAAUUAAAAAAAGGGUUUCCUAUUACUUGAUAUUAAUACUCAACAAAUAUCAAUAAUUUAUAAAAAGUUACUAACUUAAUUAAAUGGUGAAUUUACUAAAUUCUAAGUAAAAUAUUAUUUAUUAUUUAUAAUAGUUGACGUUAUAUUUAACCUAAUAUAUUGGAUAAUUGGAUUAUGUUAAUAAAUUAUUAACAUUAUUAAAUUUUCCUUCCAAAAUUACUAUCUCUUCUUUUAAAUAAUUAUUUUAUAAUAUCUAAGAAAUGCAAUAAAUUGGUAUAAAUAAUGUAAUAUAGAGAUUCAAUCAUGUGUAUUUUAAACAUUCGAUCUUGAUUGUAAAGGAUUUAUUUCAUCUUCAGAUUUAUUUAAAAUGUUUACAUCAAAUGGAGCAAUUUAAAAAGAUGUGGACUUCAUUUAUAAAAAUUUACCAAUUGAAAAUCAUCGAGAAAAAAAACUUAAAAAAAUAUAUUUAUGCGAAUUUAAAGAGAAACCUAGACCUAUGCUUAUUACUAUGA
Paramecium sonneborni is the source of this 877-nucleotide messenger RNA. Lineage: Eukaryota; Ciliophora; Oligohymenophorea; Peniculida; Parameciidae. The record is from the annotation of a GenBank genome assembly.